UGGGAUACGAACCUUGAACUUUUUUUCUUUCCUAUCGCGUUCAAUGCGAAGUCAGCUUCGACAUUGCGAUAUCUUCGUGCUUCGCAAUUAUGAAGAUAAAAGCAUUAACCCGCUCAACGGAGGCGUACCAACCCGCCGGAUCUGAUGUUCCGAAGGCACCUCGCAAUCUAGACCCGGCGAUCCAUCCGUUCGAGAGAGCACGAGAAUAUACGCGCGCCCUCAAUGCCGUAAAGCUAGAGCGCAUGUUUGCUCAGCCAUUUAUCGCACAGCUUGGAAAUGGACAUGUUGACGGCGUUUACUCCUUAGCGAAGGAUCCCAAUUCUCUCGAAAGAUUUGCCUCUGGCUCGGGCGAUGGCGUUGUAAAGUGUUGGGACUUGACGAGCAGGGACCAGGUCUGGAAAACAACCGCUCACGAGAAUAUUGUGAAGGGCAUGGCCUGGACGCCAGAUCAGAAGCUUCUUACGUGCGCGGCUGAUAGGUCGGUUAAAAUCCACGAUCCUUAUAAUACGCGUGACGAUUCGCCGCCUAUUCACUCCUGGCUCGGUACGCAUUCCUUCACAAGUUUGAGUGUUCAUAGAGCGAAGAAUGCAUUUGCGGUCUCUUCCGAUGUCAUAUCUGUCUACAACCUCGACCAGUAUACUGCUGCGCCAGAAGUUCUUCGCUGGCCCUCGUCUGGCGAGACGAUUAAUUCCGUCUCCUUCAACCAAAGUGAGACUUCGGUUCUCGCAUCUUGCUCUACAGAUCGCUCGAUUAUCCUAUACGACCUCAGAACAGCUUCGCCCCUCGCACGCACUUUUCUCAACUUUAGCUGCAACAAACUGUCUUGGAAUCCGGUGGAGCCGAUGAAUUUUGCUGCGGCGAGCGAAGACCAUAAUGUAUACCUGUUUGAUAUGCGCAAGUUUGACCGAGCAUUGAACGUACUCAAGGACCACGUGGCGGCGGUAAUGGACGUGGAGUUCUCCCCGACCGGACAAGAGCUCGUCACAGCCUCGUACGACCGGACGAUUCGACUAUUCAACCGAGACCAGGGUCAUUCGAGGGAUGUAUAUCAUACGAAGCGAAUGCAGCGAGUUUUCUGCGCUCGAUGGACGCCAGAUUCCAAAUAUGUCUUGAGUGGAUCGGACGACGGAAACAUUCGCCUCUGGAGGGCAAACUCCUCUAAACGAGAAGGUGUGAAAUCCGCAAAACAGCGACAAGCACUCGAAUAUAAUGAAGCAUUAUCCGAAAGAUAUGGUCAUAUGCCUGAGGUGAGACGUAUCAAGCGUCAUAGACAUCUUCCAAAGGUUAUCAAGAAGGCAACCGAGAUUAAGAAGGAGGAACUUAAGGCUAUAAAGCGGCGGGAGGAGAAUGAGAGGAAACAUACAAGGAAGCAAUUCGAGAAGAGGAAGAGUGAACGUGAUAAGGUAGUCCUGGCACGAGAGAAGUAAUGGCGGAUGCCAUUUCGAAUGAGCAGGUUGUCAGUCAGAUAUUCAUGAACUGCAUUUACAAGGCGUUAAGGGGUAGGGAAGACUUCGAUACCAGGCAUGACAUCGAUAGGUUGCGUCCACAUUCUUGCAACGGAUCAAAAUAUAUACUCGCUGCGGAUUUCUGCUUAACUUCAGUAAGAGACAAAACCGAGUGACUAGAUGU
Daldinia vernicosa is the source of this 1629-nucleotide messenger RNA. Its product is annotated as WD40 repeat-like protein. Gene Ontology annotation, molecular function: protein binding. NCBI's taxonomy places the organism in Eukaryota, Fungi, Ascomycota, Sordariomycetes, Xylariales, Hypoxylaceae. The record is from RefSeq and is a predicted model, not a curated record. The transcript is spliced from 4 exons. Gene Ontology annotation, biological process: maturation of SSU-rRNA from tricistronic rRNA transcript (SSU-rRNA, 5.8S rRNA, LSU-rRNA). The coding region runs from base 90 to 1427 and encodes 445 amino acids. Gene Ontology annotation, cellular component: small-subunit processome; nucleolus.